AGGAGGGAGGGAGUGAUUGAGGGACAGGUGACGUCAGGCCGGGGGUGAGCGAGUAGCAGCGCGAGAGGGGCAGAGAAAGAGAAAGAGAACGAGCGAGUCUGGGGCGCGCGCUCCGGGUACAGGCACUGACUGCCAUGAAGUUGCAAGUUAGUAACCAGCUCAUGUAGAUACUUUGUUUCCAUUCUCUUUUUUUCUGGGGAGAUUUUUUUCUUUUUUUUGGAAACAUUGGGGUUGUUGCAAAGUCAGCAGAAGGGGCGGGGACAGGGGGGAAUCCUGUGCACACAGAAACACACAUACACACACACACCCCCCUUCCCACCCUCCCCCCAGACAGACAGUGAGACACACACCCAGACACAGACUUGCCAGCGUGCACUUGGAGAAGCCCCCUUAUACCCACACACACGGAUAGAGAGCCGGCGCCAUGUCGUCCGCGGCGGUUGCAUCGACCAGAAGGCAGUCUUGCUACCUGUGUGACUUGCCCCGCAUGCCGUGGGCGAUGAUCUGGGACUUCACGGAGCCCGUCUGCAGAGGGUGCGUCAACUACGAAGGAGCCGACCGCAUCGAGUUCGUGAUCGACACCGCCCGUCAGCUCAAGAGGGCACACGGAUUCCAAGACGGCCGCUCACCCGGUCCCAUCCCGACCCCAGGCAAAGCAACCCUGACCAAAGAGUCUUCCGUCUCGAUGGUGCACUCGGCGGAUGGCUGCUCGUCUCGCCCGCCACAGCCCUUGGAUCGUUACCCGCUGGCCUCCGACCGGCCGCCUCCUCGCCUGGACUUCCCGCCGUCCCGGCAAAACGGCGCCGUUAACUUGUUGAACGGAUACUCGAAGGCGGACGAGCCACCGGAGCUGAAUCGGCAAAGCCCGAACUCUCGGCGGGCGCACGGCGCGCCGCCUCCGCCUAACCUGGUGCCCAUGGUGAACGGCAGCUCGCACUCGCUGCCCCCGCCGCCCCCGGUUCACGGCGUCAACGGGCGGCUGAUGGAUGUAAACAAACGGCCGGGCGGCAGCGGCGCCGAGCAUGAGGCGAAGGACAGCAAGCACCGGGCGGACGAGCUGCCCGACAGCCUGAAGUGCCGGGGCGACGACUGGGCCACCAAGCCCAAGACGGUAAAGGACACGCUGCUAAGUCUACCGGGACACCCGCCCUUCGACGUCCGAUUCAAGAAGGAGCACCCCUUGCAACAUGGCCGGGUGCUCGCCUUCGAUGCCACAGCGUCGGCCAAAUCAGGUACCCGAGGAGGCCGCAAGAGGAAAGCUUCCCCCGAGCCCGAUUCCGAAGGUGGGGGACCACCACUCGGUAACAAGGUCAACGGAGAGGUGCAGUCGUGGCUACCGUUGUCGGCCGAUGGCCUGAAGAUGACCUCUGUGUCGUACGCCCCGUCGCCUUCUCCGCACUCGACGCCGCCGGACGCCGGGCAGAACGGACAGUCGCCCAUGGCGGCCCUGAUCCUGGUGGCGGACAACGCGGGCAGCGUGCAUUCGCCCAAGGAGGCCGGCCAGGUGCACUCGACCACCCGCCGCAACAGUAGUAGCCCCCUGUCGCCGGCGUCGCUGAGCCAGCGGCGACUGGGUCACCGGGACGUGCCGGCGCCGGUGGGCACCCCACACCCAGGCAUGGAGCCGGUUCACCCGCCCAACAUUCCAGACUCGUCGGUGCCCAACAGCGUGCCGCUCUGCUGCACCAUAUGCCACGAACGCUUGGAGGACACCCACUUCGUCCAGUGCCCUUCGGUGCCUUCGCACAAGUUCUGCUUCCCCUGCUCCCGGGAGAGCAUUAAGCAGCAGGGUGCCACCGGCGAGGUGUACUGUCCCAGCGGCGAGAAGUGCCCGCUGGUCGGCUCCAACGUGCCCUGGGCUUUCAUGCAAGGAGAAAUCGCCACCAUUCUGGCUGGAGACGUCAAAGUAAAAAAGGAGAGAGACCCAUGAUUCGUUAGUGUGUUUGUGGUUUUUUUUUUAAAGACACUCUUUUGAAACCUCUCCCCCCAAAAAACUGAUUAAUUGUAUAUAUUCAACAAGUAAACAUGGCUGUAAAAUUUUGAUUUUCAAUACAUUGUCUUUCUAUAUUUUUUGAAGAUUACCAAGGUAUGUUCUCAUAAUGACCGUUCCCGGUUUUUUUCUCUCUCUCUGUUGAUGUAAAUCGUUAUUAUACCUUAUUGGUAAAAUCUUUGUGUACUGGCCUUUUCUUGGUGACAGUAACUGUUAAAUGUAGACUGUGACUAAUAUUGCUUUCAGAGCACUUGGCAAAAAAAAACUGAAUGCUUCUAGCUGUACUUGUAUGCACUUGUUAAAAUUGCCAAAUACAGUUUUCUGGCAUUUUAUUAAUA
Molecule: messenger RNA, 2328 nt
Organism: Leucoraja erinaceus (little skate)
Lineage: Eukaryota; Metazoa; Chordata; Chondrichthyes; Rajiformes; Rajidae
Gene: irf2bp2a
Product: interferon regulatory factor 2 binding protein 2a
Exons: 2
Coding region: 425-1930 (501 amino acids)
Biological process (GO): regulation of transcription by RNA polymerase II
Cellular component (GO): nucleus
Molecular function (GO): transcription corepressor activity
Source: RefSeq, a predicted model, not a curated record